CAUCCUCUUUUAAGUCUCAAUGGCUUUGAUGACAUCUCCAUUGACCAAAUCCAAACCUUGCCUUUUUCUUCCUUUUACCCAUGCUAAGAAACUGGGUUCUCCACCUGCUAUACUCCUAAAUUAUGGUCACUAUAACCACAAGUUCCUACCACUAACAACCAACAAAUGCAAAAAAGAAAAAUUAUCAAGUCUUUUGGAUGCUUCAGAUAAGAAUUAUAGCAGUACAAAAAAAGCACUACAAGUAUUGGCUGAUGCUGAUAGUGUACCUCUAUCAGAGGCUGAGCCUAGGAACCUCGGGAAAAUCUUUCUGUCAGAUGUGGUGGUGAGAAGGAGAAGGCAGGUAUUUUGGGGCAGGAAAUGGAAUUCAUCAGAUAUAGUCAAUGCUGGUGUAAUUUCGGCGGUGCAUUUUCUAUCUUUGUUUGGACCUUUUUAUUUCACUUGGCCUGCAUUUUGGGUUGCCCUUGGCAUCGGUAUUGUCACUGGACUUCUAGGUAUCACUCUUUCUUUCCAUAGGAAUCUUUCUCAUAGGAGUUUCAAGCUUCCAAAAUGGCUCGAGUAUUUUUUUGCGUACUGUGGGGUUCAAGCUCUUCAAAGGGAUCCUAUUUUUUGGGUUAGCACUCAUAGACACCACCACCAGUUUUGUGAUUCCGAGAGAGACCCGCAUAGCCCUACUGAAGGGUUUUGGUUUAGUCACAUCACUUGGCUCUUUGACAAUAAUUAUAUUACUGAAAAGUGUGGAGGGCAAAACAAUGUUGGGGAUUUAGAGAAGCAACCCUUUUACAAGUUCAUGCAAAACACGUACUUUCUACAUCCAAUUGCGCUUGGAGUUCUGCUAUAUGCAGUGGGAGGAUUUCCCUUCCUUGUAUGGGGAAUGGGUGUGAGAACCGUAUUGGUUUUUCACAUUACUUGGCUAGUAAACUCAGUUUCUCAUUUAUGGGGGAAGCGAGCGUGGAACACCGGCGACUUGUCUAGGAACAAUUGGUGGCUUGCGUUGCUUACAUUUGGAGAAGGUUGGCAUAAUAAUCACCAUGCUUUUGAAUACUCAGCCAGGCAUGGCCUGGAAUGGUGGCAGAUUGACAUGACUUGGUAUGUUGUAAGGUUUCUUCAAGCUAUUGGACUGGCAACGGAUGUGAAGCUGCCAUCGGAAGUUCAAAAGCAAAGGAUGGCUUUCAAAAAUUGAAGUUUGUGUGU
Populus nigra (black poplar) is the source of this 1191-nucleotide messenger RNA. Its product is annotated as palmitoyl-monogalactosyldiacylglycerol delta-7 desaturase, chloroplastic-like. Gene Ontology annotation, molecular function: oxidoreductase activity, acting on paired donors, with oxidation of a pair of donors resulting in the reduction of molecular oxygen to two molecules of water. Gene Ontology annotation, biological process: lipid metabolic process. The record is from RefSeq and is a predicted model, not a curated record. Lineage: Eukaryota; Viridiplantae; Streptophyta; Magnoliopsida; Malpighiales; Salicaceae. The transcript has 5 exons. Gene Ontology annotation, cellular component: endoplasmic reticulum membrane. Bases 20 to 1180 code for a protein of 386 amino acids.